This is a messenger RNA of Strongylus vulgaris, 252 nucleotides long. NCBI's taxonomy places the organism in Eukaryota, Metazoa, Nematoda, Chromadorea, Rhabditida, Strongylidae. The record is from the annotation of a GenBank genome assembly.
AUGGGUAUGGGGUAUCUCCGUUUUCAGUCCGCUCUAAACUCGCUGAUGAGGACCAUGGCCGCUGAUUUGAAGUCAGAACAUAUUCUUGUCGCAAUGCUUUGUCCUGGGUGGGUUAAGACUGAUAUGGGUGGAAGCGGUGCCACUCUCACGGUUGAGCAAUCCACAGGAGCAUUGGUUUCAUCAUUUUAUAAACUGACAAAAGAACAUCAUGGUGGAUUUUUCAGGCGAGAUCUGACUCCUGUUCCAUUCUGA